Symbiodinium pilosum is the source of this 1479-nucleotide messenger RNA. The record is from the annotation of a GenBank genome assembly. Lineage: Eukaryota; Dinophyceae; Suessiales; Symbiodiniaceae.
AUGGUUGAGCUCUUGUUAGAUGCAGAUGCGGACGUUGAUAAAGCUGCUCAUCCUGGCACAGCCGCGCGAUCAUCCUUGCUCGUGGCUUCUGCACGCGGCUUCUUGCAAAUAGUUUCUUUCUUGAUCCAAAAGGGUGCCAGGCAUGACAGGGCUGGUGAGUGGGGCCAAUCGCCUCUUCUCCUCGCAUGUCAAAAUGGGCACCCGAAGGUUGCGCAGCUACUGCUUAAGGCAAGAGCGUCGGCUGACGGGGUGGACACCUCUGACGACGCGUCGCCUUUGCUUGCUGCAUGUGAGAACGGGCACACAGAGGUCGUGAAGUUGUUGCUGGCAUCUGGCGUGGACAUGGAGCGAGGCAGCAGUGCAGGCACGACGCCUUUGUUGGCUGCUUGCGAGAACGGGCACGUUGAUGUUGCUGAGGUCAUGCUGUCUGCUGGUGCACAGAAGGAUGGGGCAAGCGCCAGGGGCAUCACACCUCUGCUAGCUGCUGCAGAGAUCGGGCACAACUCCCUGGUGUCACUGUUGAUACGUAACCGUGCAGGUCUGGGCCAGGUUGACAGCGUGGGACGAUCUCCUUUGCUAGCGGCGUCUAUGAACGGGCACAGCCAUGUAGCUUGUUUGCUGUUGGAAGCGGCGGCUGACACUAACAAAGCAGACCGUGCGGGAACAUCUCCACUACUGGCUGCUUGCACCUGUGGCAGUUUGGAAACGGCACGCUUGUUACUUGCCGCUCGCGCUGACCUAGCUGCAACCAAUCAUCACGGUGAAUCUGCCUUGCAAGUUGCUUUGCAGAGCGGCUUCUUGGAGCUAGUGCCCCUUGUGGAAGAGUUCUGUGAUGAUAUGUACUACUUCUGCAAUGUGAGCAGUGGCGGAGCCGCAACGAAGGUGAUUGGCCGAUCUCAGACUCUGAGCGUCGAGGUCGGAAUCACCACGGUGCUAAGCUUCACAGUCUAUGAGUGCCCAGAGCCUGUCUUCACGCCAGAGACUGCCCGCUGCCUUGGAUUGCUGAGGGUUCCCGUGGAGCGCCUGGCCGAGCGUUACUCCUCCGGCAUCUUUCAGCAAUGGUUCAACCUUGACACGAAGACCGACCCCCGGAUGCCUGCUGGCGACCUGCAGAGCCUGGUCAGCCGUUUCGAGCAGGCUUAUGCCGAUGCCGUGGCGGAUGUGUACCAGCCCAAGAUCUGCCUCUCCGUGAUUGGCACAGCCUUCGAGGUGCAGCGAGGCACCCGCCAGACCUGCUCCAUCUUCGUCGGGGAGGAUGUUAAGACGCAGGCAGGUCCGGACUUGAAGGCCCUCAUCGCAUCGCACAAGCAGCAGGCUGCCUACAUCGACGCCUUGCAUGAAGAGAUCCGACGCUUCAAUGUGCCAUCAUAUCGUCCGCUCGCUGCCAGCAUGGGUAUGCAGGGUUCUAUGAAGCCGCCACCAUCCAUGCCGGGUGCUAUGCCGCCACCCAUCUCAUCAAACAUUGCACCAAUGGCAUAG